Molecule: messenger RNA, 609 nt
Organism: Humulus lupulus (European hop)
Lineage: Eukaryota; Viridiplantae; Streptophyta; Magnoliopsida; Rosales; Cannabaceae
Exons: 4
Coding region: 81-566 (161 amino acids)
Molecular function (GO): hydrolase activity, acting on carbon-nitrogen (but not peptide) bonds, in linear amides
Source: RefSeq, a predicted model, not a curated record
UAUAUGCUUACUCUCCUCACAUACCAGGAGUAAGAUUUCCGGGUUUGAAUCACCCGGGAAUAGUUGGAACAGCUCCCUCAAUGGAACUUCUUAUUAUUUGGAAUGAAAGGGAAAGACAGCUUGUUGAGAAUGGAGUUGAGUCUUUGAAACUUUGUGAAGUUGUGCAUCAACGGCCAAUGUCUAGCUUACCAACAACAAAGGGUUGUCUCCUCGGAAAGAUCCAAGAGGGUACUCUAGAGUGGGAGAAGAUAGCUAGGGAGGCUGCAAGGACCAUACCAGGAAGAGAAAAUGGUGGGAACUGUGACAUUAAAAACCUAAGUACAGGAUCAAAGAUCUACCUUCCUGUAUUCGUAGAGGGAGCAAAUCUAAGUACUGGUGACAUGCACUUUUCUCAGGGAGAUGGUGAAGUCUCAUUCUGUGGGGCAAUUGAGAUGAGCGGCUUUCUCGAUCUCAAGUGUGAAAUAAUAAGGGGUGGAAUGAAAGAGUAUCUGACACCAAUGGGGCCAACUCCACUUCAUGUAAACCCAAUAUUUGAGAUAGGCCCUGUUGAACCAAGAUUCUCAUAAUGGCUUGUCUUUGAGGGUAUAAGCGUUGAUGAGAGUGGGAGAC